CAGCCCUGAAAGAGUUUCACAGCCAAGAUUUCCAUGGGCUCCACCAGCAGCUCGUGGAAACGCUGAGCGGAAUCUCAGGCAAGAGCCAAGCUCCAUUGAUAUCGUCGCAGGCAGGCCUCCUCGCCGGACCAUCACGAACCAGCGCACACAAACCACGCCGUCGCCGUCGACACAAGGCAUCGACACAUCAUCACAGGUCCCUUCGCAUCUGACCCGACACCACAGACACCCCUCCAGCCCGACUGGCGAGUCCCCGUUCCCCCCCGCACACGAUGCUCGUUUCCAGGACGGCAACCAUGCUCCGCGCCGCGCCCCCGCGCAUGGCCACCGCCGGUGCCGGCCUCCGCCUGGCCUCGACGCUCGCCGCCGCAUCACCACGUCCCCUGCUCUUCGCGCGCGCCGUCCGAUCGCCCCUCGCUACCGCCAGCCUGGGCGCCUGCUCCCCCGCACCCUCCCCGCACAUCACGGCGACCGCCGCGCUCCUGUCCCGCGCGCGCGCCGCCUCGACGACGACCAGCAGCAGCAACACCUCCACCGCGGCGGCCCCCGAGGACGACAAGGCGAUGGACUGGAACACCUUCUUCACGCUCCGCAAGCAGCGCCGCCGCCUCCAGCUCGUCUUUAGCACGGUCGCGUGCCUGGGCGGCGGCACGGCGGGCGCCAUGUUCCUGAGCACGGGCACGCUCGACGGGCUCGUGUCGCAGCUGCCGCUGGACCCCUUCAUCACGCUCGGCCUCAUGACAUUCAGCUUCGCCGCGCUCGGCUGGCUGAUCGGCCCCAUCAUCGGCACCACCGUCUUCUACAUGUUCAAACGCAGUAUCAAGAAGGUGAUGACCAAGAAGGAGGUUCAGUUCUUCGCCCGCGUCAAGAAGAAUCGUGUUGACCCAUCUAGCGCAUCGGCCAGCAACCCGGUUCCCGACUUCUACGGCGAGAAGAUCUCGAGCGUCGCCGGCUACCGCCAGUGGCUCAAGGACCAGAGGGCCUUCAGGAAGAAGCGGACCACAUUCAUCUCGUAGUAAUUCGAUGUGUGUUCUUCUUCUCCAAGGCAAAACAAUGACCGCCGCUGUCACUACUGCCCAGUGGCAACACUGGAACACAGCCCACCAUCGCAUGUGACUUCGGUCUCAGUAUCACUUAUCAAAAAGGACGGGGUUGCUGCACUUCACGAUCUAGUGCUAUGGAUGCCCUGGCUGCGAGCGCGCCUUUAGGUAGCUUGGGCUAAGUGCCCCGAGUAUCUUGGGGCAGCCAGUACCGGUCGAAUGGGCUACGGAGUUUUACAACCAAUUCUCAUGGUCUUUUGCUUUUCUUUUAUCAUUAGGUCAACGUGGGACACUCGAAUCAUUUCACAAGGGACUCGCAUUAGAGCCCAAAAGGCACUGCAAAUAGCCUAAAUACCAUCUCCCAGCGUGUACAGUACCGCGGGAAAUCUCGGGAAUCAAAAAAAAAGAAAUCUUCACCUA
Molecule: messenger RNA, 1460 nt
Organism: Gaeumannomyces tritici R3-111a-1
Lineage: Eukaryota; Fungi; Ascomycota; Sordariomycetes; Magnaporthales; Magnaporthaceae
Exons: 4
Coding region: 273-1016 (247 amino acids)
Biological process (GO): protein import into mitochondrial matrix
Cellular component (GO): PAM complex, Tim23 associated import motor
Source: RefSeq, a predicted model, not a curated record